AUGAAGAAGAAAUCAUCAGAGAUACCUCCACCUGUUCCGACAAUGUCGUUCUCUUCGUUGCCGUACGACCUCGUUCUCAACUGUUUGGCUCGUGUGUCGAGAUACCAUCAUCCAUUUUUAUCCAUGGUCUCCAAGGAUUUCAGAUCUCUCAUAGCUUCCCCUGAUCUUGAGGCUACACGAUCCCGCAUGGGGAUAACAGAGACUUACCUAUGUGUCUGCUUACCCCAGUGUCUCUGCUCACGCUGGCGUCAGUGUGGUUUCCACGAACACGAAGACCGUUAUUGCUGGUUCACACUUGCACCAAUCCCCAAACAAGUGAAAUUGGAACCCAUCACUUCGUUUUCGUAUCUCUAUCCUAAAUACUCAACUCUUCUCUCCAUUGGUUCAGAGAUUUACAAGACCGGUCUAACAGAACAAGGGCGUAGAGUCCCUGAGAUGCGUGUACCUCGAGAAGAUCCAGCCGUUGAUGUAAUUAACGGUAAGAUAUAUGUGAUUGGAGGCAAUAAGUCCAGUAAUAUUGAAGAUUGGGGAGAGGUUUAUGACCCAAAGACUCAUACUUGGGAGCCAGUAUUGCCCACAACACUUGAUCUCGCUAGUCAAAUGAGUGUGGUUCCUGGUAAGUUGGUAAUGGGUGGCAAAGUUUACAGCAUUGGUGAUGGUUAUAAGCUUAGCUUGAUGGAGACUUUUUGCUUGUUAAAGGUAGACAACAUGUUGUGCCAGACGUGGGUUGAGAUUGGGAAGUUAUUUUGGAAUGAUCCAAAGGAAAAUUUGGGUGGGACUAGGGUUAAGGGACUCGACAAACUGCCGGAAUUUAGCUAUCUAAGACAUCUUACGUGUUCCUCAUCCGCAAAUUCCGAUCAAGGAAGAAGAAGAGUGACAGUUUGGUGGGAGAAGGUGAUGGUGUCUUGCGGUCGAAGUCGCUUUUGUCAUAAGGAAUGUAAGACAGAUAUUUGGUGUGCAGAGAUUUCGUUUAAGAGACUCGAUGGUCUAGGAGACCUUUGGGGAUAUGUUGAAUGGUUUAAGAUUGUGUUCACUUUACACACAUGUCACGCUCCUUCCUAUUUCCUUAUGAAUUCUGUUAUUGUGACUUGUUGA
Molecule: messenger RNA, 1095 nt
Organism: Camelina sativa (false flax)
Lineage: Eukaryota; Viridiplantae; Streptophyta; Magnoliopsida; Brassicales; Brassicaceae
Source: RefSeq, a predicted model, not a curated record